This is a messenger RNA of Ilex paraguariensis (yerba mate), 715 nucleotides long. NCBI's taxonomy places the organism in Eukaryota, Viridiplantae, Streptophyta, Magnoliopsida, Aquifoliales, Aquifoliaceae. The record is from the annotation of a GenBank genome assembly.
GGAAAAAAAAAAAAAAUGGUCUGGUCAUUUGAAAAAUCACACACGAAACUUGAGGUACAUAAAGGUUGGUGUCAAAGUUUUGGAUCCAUGUUUCUAUCUUUUACCUGCAUUCUCUUUCUAAUGUCUGCUUCAACCAUAUUCUAUGCUUUGUGUUGCACUGUCGUCAAUGAUUUUGCUUUCAACCAAACCCGUAAUAUGGAAUGUACCAUUGCUGUCCAACAAAAACAUGCAUCUGGCUAUGAUGCUGCAUAUGUUUGCUAGCAUGUUGAUAGAAUUAUGUAUUUUCAUGGAAGGUUUUGUUUUUGCAGGAUGGGCAGAUAGAUUAUGGGGAAUUUGCUGCAAUGAUGAGAAAGGGCAAUGGAGGAGUUGGGAGGAGAACAAUGAGGAACAAUAUAACCCUGGGAGAAGCUCUAGGAGUAAUAGAAAGAGAAAAAUCUUAGCAUUCUACUCAGCACCAACUCUAGCCAAAUCUUAUAAUUUUUGUGGGCAGCUGCGAUUUUUCUUGGAAUUACAAGAAGCAACAUCGCACCUUGUUUAGCUUGAAUGUUAAAAGGUGAUUAUAGGUAUCGUUAACAUUUUCAAACUCUUAUGGAUUGUUUUGGCGGGUAAGAGGUGACUAAAUCAGUUGAAUUUGGCUCCGAGGAGCAGUCUGUUAAUUCAUAAUUCAGCACACAACCUUGUAAUUUGUGGGUUUUUGAGACAGUAAUUUGCAUCC